GUUUAAUUGUAUUGAGAAUCGAACUUAUAAAUAGCACAAGAAAAAUAAUCGAUUCCUGGCACCCGGUUGUAAGUGAAGUGAGGCUUCGCCUGGUUUCAUUUCACCGCAAGUUGGUGAUUCCAUUCAAACUCUCACCGUAUCCAAAUACUACGUUUUUGUUUUUGCAACAUCCCCUUCUGCAGUCAAUGCAUUUCGUCUUAUAUAUAAACCCAAACCCAAUUUAGGUUUAAGGUCCACUCUUUCUAGAAGCAGAAAUGGCAUCCAUGGCGGAGAAAGAGGUGCCGAAGCUCAAGCUGAAGCCUCGACGAGUCAAAGGCCACGACGAUAGCACAACCUGCUGCAUUUCCUCACGCGAACGCUCUCAUCUCUUAGUCACUUCCGGCGAUGAUGGUCGUGUUUGCUGGUUUGAUUUGCGAUGCCCUGAUGUGCCGCAACUAGUUAUGGAUGUUAGUGUGGAGCCAGUUUCGUCUAUUUGUUUCAAGUCAGGGAUGGAAGAUACGAUUUAUGCCGCCUCUGGAAAGGAAAUCAAAGGUUUUGACGUGCGAUUGGCUGCUGCCCAAUGGAAGCCAUUGGAGAGUUAUAAUUAUAACAAAGAGGAGAUAAACAAGGUUGUAUGCAACUCAAAGUCCUCAUUUCUUGCUGCAGCUGAUGAUAAUGGUGAGGUUAAGAUAAUUGACAUUCGCCAACAAUGCCUGUAUAAAACACUACGAGCUGGUCAUACAAGUAUAUGUAGCACUGUGGAGUUCCUUCCUUGGAGAUCUUGGGAAGUCAUUAGUGGAGGUCUUGAUUCAAUGCUCAUGUUGUGGGACUUCUCCAAAGGGCGCCCCUACAAAGUAGUGGACUUCGCUACUUUUGAUGUGAGUAGUAGCGUUGCAGGCCGGUGUGUCAACCCUGCUUUUGUUCAUGCAAUAGCUGUUCCAGAAGUUGAUAUGGUAGAUAAAUUAGACAAAAUAUGUGCUGUUGCUAGGGGUGAUGGAGCUAUUAAUGUGAUUAAUAUCGAAACAGAAAUGUCUUCUACAAAAUCAAAAAGCUCUUCAAAUUCUCGAAAAGGAUCACACUCAAGAUCAAAAGAUGGUAGUUCGUCUAGCAAAACAGAGGCAGAUCAAAAUGAAAAGAAGAGGUUGCAUUUGGAUUACACUUUAGGUGGUCAUACUGCGGCUAUUUCCAGCCUGGCAUUUUCAAUGUUUGGGGAAAGAGGAAAAUUCUUGAUAUCCGGAGGAAAUGAUAAGUUGGUGAAGGUAUGGAAUUGGUCCCUUUUUCUAGAGGCUGGAUUAAGUGAGGAUGACAACAAUGAUAUCCUACAUUUGAACAUUGAAGUACCUCGAAAAGUCAAUUGGCUGUGUACCACCUCAGCUGAUACAGACAACCUUGUUGUGUGUGAUACGUCUAAAAUAGUAAAGGUCUACUCCAUAAAGGUGCUGCAAAACCAAAAGAUGGUGCAGUCUGGUGUUCCCCUCUGCCAUACUUGUGGGGAACAAGUGGGACUAAAUGAUAAUGGGGAGGUGUUCGUGGCUUGUCAUGAAUGCAAUUUCCCAAUUUGCAAGGAUUGUUUUGAGCAUGAGCUCAAUGAAGACCAUAGGGUCUGCAUGAAGUGUGGCACUCCCUAUGAAGAGAGAACAAAGAAGGAGGAGGAUUUCCAUGAGAUAGAAGUUCAUGAAAAUCAAUCCACGAUGGCUUCCGAAAUCAGUAACUCUCAGGAUGUUGGACUCCACGCUAGACAUGUCAGUUCAGUAUCCUCGGUUGAUAAUGAAGUAAAAGAAGAAUCUGGAAAAUCCUUUUGGAAAAAUAGAGUUGAAAGCUGGAAGGGAAAGGAUAAAAAGAACAAGAAGAAAAAGGCUGCACCAAAUGUAGAAAACGAGGCUUCCGUUCCACCUGAGCAGCAGAUGGAAGAAACACGGCCCAAUGCAUCUGCUGCUGCGCCACUUUCAGUAAUUAUUCCAAUGUCAAAAUCCAAAAUAGCACCAUACAGAACUGUGAUAAUAAUGCGAUUGAUAAUAUUGGGUCUUUUCUUUCAUUAUCGAGUUACCAACCCUGUUGAUAGUGCUUUUCCUCUGUGGUUGACAUCUAUCAUCUGUGAGAUCUGGUUUGCAUUUUCCUGGGUGCUAGAUCAAUUCCCUAAAUGGUGUCCUGUCAAUAGGCAAACUUUUAUUGACAAUCUGUCUGCAAGGUUUGAAAGAGAGGGUGAAACCAAUGAACUUUCCGCUGUUGAUUUCUUUGUCAGUACAGUGGAUCCUUUGAAAGAGCCACCAUUGAUCACUGCCAAUACGGUGCUCUCUAUCCUUGCUGUUGACUAUCCAGUGGAUAAAGUAUCAUGUUAUGUGUCAGAUGAUGGUGCUGCAAUGCUCACAUUCGAAUCUCUUGUGGAGACUGCUGACUUUGCAAGGAAGUGGGUGCCAUUUUGCAAGAAGUUUUCAAUUGAACCAAGAGCACCCGAGUUUUACUUCUCUCAGAAGAUUGACUACCUGAAGGACAAGGUUCAACCUUCUUUUGUGAAGGAGCGUAGAGCAAUGAAGAGAGACUAUGAAGAGUACAAAGUACGAGUUAAUGCUUUGGUAGCUAAGGCUCUGAAAACACCAGAAGAAGGAUGGACAAUGAAAGAUGGUACCCCUUGGCCGGGAAAUAACUCACGUGAUCACCCUGGCAUGAUUCAGGUUUUUCUUGGACACACUGGUGCCCGUGACACAGAAGGAAAUGAACUUCCCAGGCUGGUUUAUGUUUCCAGAGAGAAAAGACCAGGUUACCAACAUCACAAGAAAGCUGGUGCAGAAAAUGCACUGGUGAGAGUGUCUGCAGUUCUCACAAACGCUCCCUUCAUUCUCAAUCUUGACUGUGAUCAUUAUGUUAACAACAGCAAAGCCGUUCGGGAAGCAAUGUGUUUUCUCAUGGAUCCAGAAGUUGGUAGAGAAUUGUGUUAUGUGCAGUUCCCCCAAAGAUUUGACGGUAUUGAUCGUAGUGAUCGAUAUGCCAAUCGUAAUACAGUUUUCUUUGAUGUUAACAUGAAAGGACUUGAUGGCAUUCAAGGACCAGUAUAUGUGGGAACUGGAUGUGUUUUCAAUAGACAUGCACUUUACGGGUAUAGCCCUCCUUCUAUGCCCAGCAUACCAAGAUCAUCGUGCUGUUGCUGCCCCUCGAAGAAGUCCACCACAGAUGGCGUUUACAGAAACGCAAAGCGAGAAGAACUUCAAGCUGCUAUUCAUAAUCUCAAGGAGAUUGACAAUUAUGAUGACAAUGAGAGGUCAAUGCUGAUUUCUCAAAUGAGCUUUGAAAAAACUUUUGGCUUGUCUACUGUUUUCAUUGAAUCUACACUGAUGGAGAAUGGAGGAGUGCCUGAAUCUGCAGAUCCGUCAAUGCUGAUCAAGGAGGCCAUUCAUGUAAUCAGCUGUGGAUAUGAAGAAAAGACUGAAUGGGGAAAAGAGAUUGGUUGGAUUUAUGGUUCAGUAACUGAGGAUAUCUUAACGGGGUUCAAGAUGCAAUGUCGAGGAUGGAAAUCAAUUUACUGCAUGCCUUUGAGGCCUGCAUUCAAAGGGUCUGCACCUAUCAACCUGUCUGAUAGAUUGCACCAAGUCCUUCGAUGGGCACUUGGAUCAGUUGAAAUUUUUCUAAGUAGACACUGCCCCCUCUGGUAUGGAUUUGCUGGAGGCCGUCUCAAAUGGCUGCAGAGAAUGGCUUAUAUAAACACCAUUGUGUACCCUUUUACAUCCCUUCCUCUUAUUGCUUAUUGCUGUUUGCCAGCCAUCUGUCUCCUCACAGGAAAAUUUAUCAUACCAACGCUCUCCAACGUUGCAAGUGUUCUCUUUCUUGGACUUUUCCUCUCAAUCAUAAUAACCAGUGUGCUUGAGCUGCGGUGGAGUGGUGUUAGUAUCGAAGAUUUGUGGCGUAAUGAGCAGUUCUGGGUGAUUGGAGGUGUUUCAGCCCAUCUAUUUGCUGUGUUCCAAGGAUUUCUAAAGAUGCUGGCUGGUGUUGACACCAACUUCACUGUCACUGCUAAGGCUGCAGAAGACGGUGAGUUUGGUGAACUUUACCUUGUCAAGUGGACUACUCUCUUGAUUCCUCCAACAACCCUUAUCAUUGUUAACAUGGUUGGUGUUGUUGCUGGAUUCUCUGACGCACUUAAUGGGGGGUACGAGUCUUGGGGACCCCUCUUUGGGAAAGUGUUCUUUGCAUUCUGGGUGAUUUUUCAUCUCUACCCAUUCCUCAAAGGUCUCAUGGGUCGCCAAAACCGCACGCCAACCAUUGUUGUUCUCUGGUCAGUGUUGUUGGCCUCUGUCUUCUCUCUUAUUUGGGUCAAGAUAAACCCAUUUGUUCACAAAGUUGACAGUGAAGCCAUCUCCGAAACCUGCGUUGCCAUAGAUUGUUAACUGAGGUUUUGAAAAUAUGUACAAGGGUGUCCUAAGUAUUUAUAUUAUCUAUGAACGUUAAAAAUAUAGAUUUUUUAUGUGCAUUUUGAAAUUCAAGUUGUUGUCCAAUUUAUAGUCA
This is a messenger RNA of Vigna angularis (adzuki bean), 4476 nucleotides long. RefSeq names its product cellulose synthase A catalytic subunit 8 [UDP-forming]. The transcript has 24 exons. Lineage: Eukaryota; Viridiplantae; Streptophyta; Magnoliopsida; Fabales; Fabaceae. Gene Ontology annotation, molecular function: protein binding; cellulose synthase (UDP-forming) activity. The record is from RefSeq and is a predicted model, not a curated record. Bases 255 to 4358 code for a protein of 1367 amino acids. Gene Ontology annotation, biological process: plant-type primary cell wall biogenesis; cellulose biosynthetic process. Gene Ontology annotation, cellular component: trans-Golgi network; plasma membrane.